Messenger RNA from Bubalus bubalis (water buffalo), 675 nucleotides. RefSeq names its product transthyretin (gene TTR). The transcript is spliced from 4 exons. Gene Ontology annotation, biological process: purine nucleobase metabolic process. The coding region runs from base 89 to 532 and encodes 147 amino acids. The record is from RefSeq and is a predicted model, not a curated record. Gene Ontology annotation, molecular function: thyroid hormone binding. NCBI's taxonomy places the organism in Eukaryota, Metazoa, Chordata, Mammalia, Artiodactyla, Bovidae.
AGGGAUCAGCAGCUUGGCUGGGGUGAAGUGAGUAUAAAAGCCUGGAGCUGGGGGCAGUCUGCUCAGGGACCCAGCAGUUCUUGGCAGGAUGGCUUCCUUCCGUCUGUUCCUCCUUUGUCUUGCUGGACUGGUGUUUGUGUCUGAGGCUGGCUCUGUGGGUGCUGGUGAACCCAAGUGUCCUCUGAUGGUGAAGGUCCUGGAUGCCGUCCGGGGCAGUCCUGCUGCGAACGUGGGUGUGAAGGUGUUUAAGAAGGCUGCUGACGAGACCUGGGAGCCAUUUGCCUCGGGGAAAACUGGUGAAUCUGGAGAGCUCCAUGGGCUCACCACGGAGGACAAAUUUGUAGAGGGACUAUACAAAGUGGAAUUAGACACCAAAUCCUACUGGAAGUCACUUGGCAUUUCCCCGUUCCAUGAAUUUGCAGAGGUGGUGUUCACAGCCAAUGACUCUGGCCUCCGCCACUACACCAUCGCCGCCCUGCUCAGCCCCUACUCCUACUCUACCACCGCCCUGGUCAGCAGUCCCAAGGAGUGAGGGCGCCUGCCUCGGCGGACUUGAAGGAUGAGGGACAGGAUUUUGUGUAACCGAGAGUAUUCCAUUUUUAUUAAAGCAGUGUUUUCACUUUAUAAGCUAUGUUAGAAAAUAGGCAGAAACAAUAAAACAUGCCUAUUAAAGCA